GUAGCUGACAGUUUACCCUGUUAACCGAAAAGAUGGCCCGGCAAGUUAGUAAACACAGUUGGGACCAAAGUCCACAAGACAGAUGGGGGGACAGGAUGGUCUGCGACACCUGCUGGCCAAACAAAGGAAAGACACAUGGGAUCAGGCCAGAUGUGCACCAAUCCUGACAGAUACAAGCAAAAUGCAUACUUGCCUAAUAAUUCUUCAUGCCUUGUACAGUGUAAAUUAUGAUUUUUUAAAAACUCUUUCUGAGUACAGCAAUAAGUUUGGAGAACGUUUGGACAUGACCUUGGUGUUCCCAAUGGUAGAUAUGAGCAUGUGCCUGGUUUUGUAUGUUGCGGGAUGGCACCAUGUUUGCUGCUGGUGUUAUGCAUAUCAAGGUUGCAUUCUUUUUAAAAGUACAAGGCACAUUUGAGUUGUGGGUUCUGUUUUUUUAGUUACAGGGGAUUUUUCAUCUGGUUUCAUUUUCAUUUACUUUUACAGACCUUCAUCCAGACGUUCUGGCAGACUUUCAUCAUACAGCCUGCCCAGUGUCGAUGCAACCGUGGGAAGCACAGCCCCAAAAGGCACUUUAAAUGAAUAAGAGUGAUCCCCAAAUUUCCAUAUAUAGACUAUCCCACACUUAGCACAUAUCCCACAAUCAUACGGAAAGUGAGAGAAGAAGCUGACUGGAGUAAGCGGGUGGGUUUUAAGAGCUCCGCUGCCGAAACCGCAUCUCGCAGUCACUCUGAGAUAAACUGAGUGGGUGGUUUGAGUCCGGACGGAGCAGCUUUUAAACGGGGGGAGUGACAGGCGGCAGACACAGCUGCCACAGCGGCGGAGGAGGCGCGGCUUCUGACUCCGGCGAACGGCGGCUCCUGUCGAGCUGCGCUCUCGGAUGACAGCUCAGAACGGACAGUGACGCCGCUGGUCCCGAAAAAUGGAGAACGGCAAGAGCCGCCUGCAGCAGGUCCAGGAUGACGCAGACGAGGUGAAGGGCAUCAUGCUGGAAAACCUGCAGAAGGUGGAGGACCGGUCGGGCAAACUGGGGGAGCUGGAGGUUCGGGCCGACCAGCUGCUGGUGCAGAGCAAGGCCUUCCAAAAGACCACAGCGACCGUGAAGCGGCGGACCUAUUUGCAGGCCAUGAAGAUGAAGCUGCUCUUAGGAGGCCUGGUGGCAGUGCUUCUGGUGAUCAUCAUUGUGGUCAUCAUUAUAUUUGCAGUACCCAGCAGUAAGACAAACAACACCGACCCAGGAAAUGACGGGAGGAGAUAGACCAGAACGGGGAAUUGUAUGAUAUGCCCUGGGGAAUGUGAGGUUUGGAGGGACACUUUUUUCAAUGCCCAGAUUAGUGUUUUUGUCACAUGCAGACUUGCAGGAUCCUGACAGCUUACCUGUGCGUGGACCGUUGGACGUAAUGGAACACUGGCUACAGCUGCUGCUUUUGUCCGUGUUCCAAAAGAAAAACUGUCCUUGUGUGAAUAUUUGCGCCAUUUCGAAAGAAUGCAGCAAUUCCCUGUACUCAGAAGGCGUCCGGUCUCAAACAUCUGGCCUUGUUUGUCCUCAACAGAAAUGAAGAACAAACAUUGACAUCUGGCAUAUUUGUUCAUUUUUCUGUAAUCUUGAUCAUAAAUUGUUUCUGGAACUGCAAUAUGCAUAGAACGAAGUUUUGGUUUCAAUAAACUUAUUCAAUAAUAAUUCAAUAGUCUUAUACAACAACCUGCAACAGUGGUUUAGGUGAUGAUGUAAACUUUUGUUUAGGAAACAAAGAUAUGAUCAUAUGGACAAUAUUAGCAUUAAGCUGUAAGAAGGUCAGAAAUGUUUGCUACUCUGUAAAUAUUAGUGGUGUGAUUUGACUGUUUGUGAAAGUAAUUAAACAAUAAUACUAAUGUGUAAGAACGUGGUUUAAUGCAUCAUGGUACAGGUAAGAUGUACAGUGAUCUUUGACAUGCUAAUGUCAAGUUCAGGAGAGAAAAAAUAACCACACAAGUGUGACUUCAGCAUUUCAAGGCUCUCACAUCAGUAAAGCUUUGGGUUUUGGGGGAAAUAGAGUAUUAUACGGUUUUUCUCAUUUGCUUAAGAAUUUUGUCUCUUAAGAAGUCUAUUUCAAAAUGAUGUACACACAGUAUUUUGCUGGCCAAAGUGAUACAUUUUCUUUGAGAAUGUUUUAACCAUCACAAAACAUUAUGUUUUACACAGUCAUCCAAUGAUUAUUUUUUUUUUAACUUUUUUUUUCUCUGUACUACUUGCUUUGCUUUAUAAUACGCAAAAGCAGUGGGAAAGUAUUUACGUAUUUACUGGAUAAGACCUCUGUUGCACUAAAGAUGAGAGUGAAGUUACUUUCAUUAGCUGUGUUUUAGCAGUCAAGAAAAACAGAAGCUGCCAGAAGGCAGAGCAGGAUGGAAAGCAUACAGUAGCAGAAGGAGUGGUGAGAGCGAAUGAGGAAGUUACGCCACUGCAGAAAUAACAGCAUCAGUAAAGAUGAAAUGCAAGAUGAAAGCAGCUCAGAGGAACCGAAUCUGUGGGAGGAAUAUGAGAAACUACUGAAGGCGUACAGGAGUGUUCUUUAAAAAUGAGACUAGGGUCAUGUGUGAAAAUGCAUCUGCAAAUGUCUGCAUCACACUAAAAUGGUACAAUAAAAGAAAAACGUAAGUGACAGUUUGGUGAAUGACAAAUAUGGUUUUCACAAACUGAAAAAUGUUAGGCAGUGCAGCCAAAAAUAUUAUAUGUUGAAUAAAUAUAUUAUUUUUUCCAAAUGACAACCCCCUAAAGUAACCAAUUUAAGUGUCUACAAUGCAUCAGACAUAGUUAAUUCCUAUUUAUUUUUUUGCAUUUAUGAUUAGUAGUAAUAUUAAUAGCUGUUGUGCCAUCUUCUUUUUCAAGCUCUUUUCAAAUUAGACAAUCUGUUUGGACACCUGAACCAACUUUUGAUAUCAAGUUUAUGCAUACAGUUUUAAAAACAAAUAAAGACUUUUAUCAUAUUACAA
Molecule: messenger RNA, 2967 nt
Organism: Paramormyrops kingsleyae
Lineage: Eukaryota; Metazoa; Chordata; Actinopteri; Osteoglossiformes; Mormyridae
Source: RefSeq, a predicted model, not a curated record